Messenger RNA from Melanaphis sacchari, 2709 nucleotides. RefSeq names its product molybdenum cofactor sulfurase (gene mal). NCBI's taxonomy places the organism in Eukaryota, Metazoa, Arthropoda, Insecta, Hemiptera, Aphididae. Gene Ontology annotation, biological process: Mo-molybdopterin cofactor biosynthetic process. Gene Ontology annotation, molecular function: pyridoxal phosphate binding; molybdenum ion binding; molybdenum cofactor sulfurtransferase activity. The transcript has 13 exons. The coding region runs from base 35 to 2392 and encodes 785 amino acids. The record is from RefSeq and is a predicted model, not a curated record.
UUUAAAAAAAUUAUCCUACUUUGUAUCUAAAACAAUGUUUCCAAAAGUCGAAGAAUCAAAGCUAAUAAAGAACGAGUUUAGCAGAUUAAAAGGAAUUUGUUAUCUGGACCACGUGGGUUCAGCACUGUACGCUGACAGUCAAAUAAACAACGUGAUGAAAGAUCUAAAAACUAACUUGUACGGAAAUCCUCAUUCGACUGGUGUUCCUUCAGAAGCUUGCGAAAAACUCAUAAAUAAUAUUCGAUUUAAGAUCCUCGAACACUUUAACACGGUACCCGAAAAGUACAGCGUAGUUUUCACGUCGGGUGCCACCGGAGCAUUGAAAACUGUAGCUGAAUGUUUUGCGUGGGACGAAGACGACGACUACCAAUCAAAAGACGCAUUAGAUACAGUUUGCCGAUCGCGAGGUAGUACUUUCGCGUAUACGGAAGACAAUCACACUUCGGUGUUGGGCAUGCGAGAAUUGAAUCCGAUGGUGAAUCCACUGUGUCUAACUCGAAACGAAGCUCACGAGGCUUUGGACAAGAUGCCGUCUUCGUCUACGAGCAAUCGUCGUUCGGCAAAUUUUAGAAAUUCGUUGUUCGUUUAUCCAGCUCAAUCCAAUUUUUCCGGCAUGAAAUAUCCUCUGAAAUGGAUCGAAACGUGUCGGAAUGGCGCGCUUGAUCAGUACACCGGAAAUCGGAUCAAGUCUAGAUGGUACACUGUCCUGGACGCCUCCUCUUACGUGCCCACUAACCAUCUGGAUUUGAAAAAAUACACACCCGACUUUAUUGCUGUGUCGUUUUACAAAAUGUUUGGUUAUCCAACUGGUCUAGGAGCGCUAUUGGUCUGUAAUAAAACAGGCGUGGCGGUACUCCGUAGAAAAAAAUAUUUUGGCGGCGGCACGGUUGAAGUGGUCCUUGCACGUGAUCGACAUCACGUGUUUAAAAAAAAUUUCCAUGAAAAGUUCGAAGACGGUACGGUCGACUUCUUGUCGGUGAUCGCGGUCGGCCACGGACUCGACGCCCUGCGCGCGCUGGCCGGCCCGAUGCGGGCGGUGGCCAGCAGGACGUUCAGACUGGCCGCGUACCUGUACGACAGGAUGUCCGGGGCGCGGCACGGAAAUGGAUCGCCGGUGUUCCGGAUGUACGCGGACACGGCGUACCAGUGCGAGAGCACACAGGGUGGCGUCGUGAACUUUAACGUGCUCAGGUCCAACGGCGAAUACGUCGGCUACAAUGAGGUAAGAAACGUAGCCAAUAUCUACGGUAUAGUACUCCGAGUAGGUUGUUUUUGCAACCCCGGUGCUUGUCAGGCGCAUUUGGGUCUUACAGACCAGGAAUUGAGACGAAACCAAGAGGUGAUAGGUCACGUUUGCGGCGAUCAUAUUGAUCUUAUUGACAACCGGCCGACAGGAUCAGUUCGGGUUUCGUUCGGCUAUCAGUCGAGCAAAUCGGACGCCGAUACACUUUACAAUACACUCGUCGAAAAAUUUUGGCAGAACGAUCCAGUGAAACCCGUUGACCGACAACAGAACACAGUCGACGAAUACAAUAAAAUGGAUUUACAUGUGUCGAGGAUUUUCGUUUAUCCGAUCAAGUCUUGCGGGGCAUACGAAACGGAUGAAUGGCAAUUGGAAUCAUACGGGUUUCAAUACGACCGAAACUGGGCAGUGAUCAGUAAGACGGGAGUGUGUAUGACGCAAAUGGAAGAGCCAAAACUCUGUCUAGUGCGACCUUAUAUCGAUUUACAAAAGAGAACCAUGACCCUCGAAUACGCCGAAAACAAAGAUGAAAUUCCUAUGGUAGUUUCACUGGAUACGAAACACGACACCAAGAAAAUGGGCAAAAUAUGUUGGGGUGGAUCCCUGGAAGGAAUCGACUGUGGCGACGAAGUGGCCGAAUGGCUCAGUUGGAACCUCGACCAGCCCGGGUUGAGACUCAUAAGGUGCACUGUCCGUAAACCGCCAGUGCAAAACAAGUAUGGAAAGUUAGACCCAAAAGUAUUGGGUGCUAACCAAUGCCAGUAUCUAUUGACCACAAAACCAACGCUCAAAUGGUUACAGAGCGAAAUGGAAAACGAUAUAACGGAAAUAAGUGAAGAUAGUUUGCUAUUUCGAUUCCGAGGUAACUUAGUGAUCUCUGGCAACGAUCUACCAGCCUAUGCCGAAUUGACUUGGGACCAAUUGGACAUCGGAGGUGUCAAAUUUCAAUUUGAUUCGGCAUGCGAAAGGUGCAAAAUGGUGAAUAUCGAUCAGGACACAUCGGAGAGCAAUUAUAAACCACUGUCCAUAUUAGCCCAACACAAGUGGCAAGACAAAAGCAUUUUCGGAAUCUAUAUCAAACGAGAAGAUACGCAAAAAUGUAAAAUACGAGUUGGACAAAAAUGCACAGUUAUAAAAAAAAAUAUGUGAUUUGUGAGGAUAUAUAAUUACAAUGUGAUUAUAAGUGUAUGUUUGAAUGAAAAAACAAUUUUGACACGAUAAUCGUGUACCUAAAUCAUGAUAAGAGAACGAAAGCAUUAUUUUUUUAUGAUUAUAAAUAUUUUUACUACAGUUAUUAAUGUGAUCCUCGGGCCUUAAAGAUGUCGGAAUAAAAAAUAUAAUUAUGCUUAAUUUGGACGCACACGAAUUGAUGUUCCAGUUAAGAAUUAAGAAUAUAGUAAAUAUAUCUUUAUGUCAUAUUACAUUGUAAACGAAAAGAAAUUAUUAUAGGUAUCUAUGAAUUAUUA